This is a messenger RNA of Miniopterus natalensis, 2506 nucleotides long. It is a transcript of the gene ANKMY2, whose product is annotated as ankyrin repeat and MYND domain containing 2. The record is from RefSeq and is a predicted model, not a curated record. Gene Ontology annotation, molecular function: protein binding. NCBI's taxonomy places the organism in Eukaryota, Metazoa, Chordata, Mammalia, Chiroptera, Miniopteridae.
ACGCGCGAGAGGGGCGGGGACUGCCGCUGGGCUUGUAAAGACCGCCCUCCCGGCUCGCCGGAGCUCGCCGGCUGCUCGCCAGCCCGCGGGAGAGAGGGGAGAAUUCGAACGCUUCCUCGGUGUUCCGGUCUGGAGCUGCCCCUUUGCGGCUGGCGUCCCUGACCCAGACACCUCGUUUCUUUUUAAUACUUCCAGGGAAACAAUAACCUUCAAGCUGGCGGAAGCAAUGGUUCACAUAAAGAAAGGCGAGCUGACCCCAGAGGAGAAGGCGCUGCUGGAAGUCAUCGGGAAAGGUAGUGUCCAAGAAGCUGGAACACUAUUAGCCAGCAAGAAUGUUCGUGUCAACUGUUUGGAUGAGAAUGGAAUGACUCCUCUAAUGCAUGCUGCAUAUAAAGGAAAACUUGAUAUGUGCAAAUUACUUUUGCGACAUGGGGCUGAUGUAAACUGUCAUCAACAUGAACAUGGAUACACAGCCCUCAUGUUUGCUGCGCUUUCUGGUAGUAAAGACAUCACCUGGGUAAUGUUGGAGGCUGGAGCUGAGACAGAUGUUGUCAACUCAGUAGGAAGAACAGCAGCUCAGAUGGCAGCCUUUGUGGGUCAACAUGAUUGUGUAACUGUAAUCAACAAUUUCUUUCCUCGAGAGAGAUUGGAUUAUUACACUAAACCCCAGGGACUGGAUAAAGAGCCGAAACUUCCCCCAAAGUUGGCAGGCCCACUGCACAAAGUUAUCACCACAACAAAUCUUCAUCCUGUCAAGAUCGUGAUGCUUGUAAAUGAGAAUCCUCUGCUGGCAGAAGAAGCAGCUCUGAAUAAAUGUUACAAGGUGAUGGAUUUGAUUUGUGAGAAAUGCAUGAAGCAAAGUGACAUGAAUGAAGUGUUGGCUAUGAAAAUGCAUUACAUCAGCUGUAUCUUUCAGAAAUGCGUUACCUUCUUAAAAGACGGAGAGAAUAAACUGGACACUCUGAUUAAAAGCUUGUUAAAAGGCCGACCUUCUGAUGGCUUUCCGAUAUAUCAAGAAAAGAUCAUUAGAGAAAGUAUCAGAAAAUUUCCUUACUGUGAAGCAACCCUCCUCCAGCAACUGGUGCGAAGCAUUGCUCCCGUUGAAAUUGGUUCCGAUCCCACUGCCUUCUCUGUACUUACUCAGGCCAUCACUGGUCAGGUGGGUUUUGUGGAUGUUGAAUUUUGCACUACCUGUGGAGAAAAGGGAGCGAGUAAAAGAUGCUCAGUCUGCAAAAUGGUAAUAUACUGUGAUCAAACCUGCCAGAAAACACAUUGGUUUGCACAUAAGAAAAUCUGUAAGAAUCUCAAGGACAUUUAUGAGAAACAACAACUGGAGGCUGCCAAAGAAAAGAGUGAAGAGAACAGUGGCAAACUCGAUGUCGAUUUGAAUGGUGUUGAUGAAGAGCGGCCAGCGGCUGACGCGGCAGGCUCCCAGGAGGAUGGCGACCCUAGAGAGCCUGUGGAAGGGGAGAAGGCGUCUCUUCCGUGCGAUGCGGGGUUGGAAUGCUCACAGGGCGCUGCCGCGGGCCCAAUGGCAGCUGAGGAGUAAGCCGGAGCACGCGCCAGCAUGGACGGUCCUCACCCUGCAGGGGCUGGAGAACUCACGUGACUGUCCCCAUUGCCUGUGGCACCCGCAUGGCACCGUGGCAGGGUUUCCUAGAAUAGAUGCUUGCCAACAGAGCUGUGUCUACCAUGCCCUAAUGUCCACUGAUUUCUGUUCUAUAAUUAGACAGAUAUUCCUAUGGAAAAUUUUUUUCAAAAUACAGGAGAAACAUUUCUAUUUCCUUUCUGAGGCCAGCUUUCCAGCAAUUGUUCUCAAAAGGGAAAAAAUCCCCUUAAAGAAGAAAUAGAGGCUCUAGGGGACAAAGGGUCAAGUAGAACAGGUGUAGGAGAGAGAUUUUCAAGAAAGAAAAAUGUUAGCUACAAAGAUGGGAAGUUAAAAAAAUCAUAACUUAUGUGUGGAUAAAAUGCAUAUAAAUAGCAUUUACAAUAGUGGAGUUCUACAUAUUAGGAUGUAAGGAAAUGAAGAAAGCCUGUGUGUUUAAACAUCUCUGCCCUAGUUCAGCUAAUUAUAGUUUUCUAUAGAGUUACCUUGAGCAGCCUGAACUGUAUGUACUUCCUGCAGGGAUGUAUUCUCUACAUAUAGUAUGUGCACCUUCAGAAAUACCAGGUUCCCCAGAGGGAAUUAAGGCAUCGCCAGAGUUAUCUCAGCAUGACGUUUUUGAUAAAAUUAUGGCUAAACAUAGUUUCCACAAUUAUUGUAAAACUAAUUCACGAGCCAUAUUCCACCUGAAAGGCUGGCUUUUAUCUUCCGAAAAGCUUAUCAUGUGGGCUUUCCUUCCAGAAACUGGUUUAUAACUGUCGUUUAUAGAAUGUUCUGGCAUCAGUUUUUAGAGUGUGCAGUAUUUAAGCAGAGCUAGAGUGUGAUGGCUGAAGAUAGCACUGUGUUAAAUAAUUUCUUGUGUUGAUUGUAAAAUAAAUUGUGCUUAUUAAUAUAACCAAUUCA